CUUUCUUUUUUUUUUUUUUUUAGUCACUGUACAUUGACAACAGAGGUUCGACCACAAACUUGUAUUACACGUCCGUGGUUCAACGCUACCAUGACUUCGUUUGGGUGGUUGGUGCCGCAGUUACAUCCCUUCAUGUGGGAACCACGAGAUCGUCAAAAUAUAAAGUUUAAAGCGGUGAUGGCAUAACAAAUUAUCAGCUUUCUAUAAUUUUAUUCAAAACAUUACAUUCACUUCUUCGCUCAGCCGAGGAAAAUCAGUCAUUGUGACAAUUAAUUUUAUUUUCACGUAACAAUUUUACUCGGAUGUCAACAAAGUCAAACAACGAUGAUGUUUCGUCAAAUAAUGAGACUAACAUUAAGAAGCAAAUCGACCUUAUUUCAGUCCUAUUCAACUAAGACAGGCUCCACGGUGUUUGCAUUGUCGUCUGGACAUGGGCGAUGCGGUGUUGCCGUUAUCCGGGUGUCGGGACCAUCCUCAUCGGAGGCAGUGAAAACGUUGUGCGGAAAGACGAAGUUACCACAUCCACGACUUGCAUCGUUGCAGAGAUUGAUUGAUCCGUCAACGAGUGAAGUCAUCGACAGAGGCAUUGUACUGUGGUUUCCAGGACCAGCAAGUUUUACGGGAGAAGACUGUGCAGAGUUUCAUGUGCAUGGGGGCACAGCAGUAGUUACAGCCAUACUGGAUGCCCUUGGCUCAUUGCCAGGAUUACACCAUGCAGCUCCAGGAGAUUUUGCCAGAAGAGCCUUCUUGAAUGGCAAGAUGGGUUUGACAGAAGUAGAAGGACUAGGGGACCUUAUCAAUGCUGAAACAGAAGCACAGCGAAGACAGGCUAUUCGUCAGAUGGAGGGUGACCUUGGUAACAUUUAUUCAGACUGGCGAAAUAGAAUUCUAAAAUGUCUUGCUAAUGUAGAAGCCUUCAUUGAUUUUGAUGAGGAAGAAAACAUUGAAGAAGAUGCUAUGAAAAUAGCAACUGUGGAAGUAGAGAAAGUCAGCAAAGAAGUAGAGCAUCAUCUGGCAGACAAUCGACGUGGAGAACGACUACGAGAAGGGGUUCACGUUGCAAUUAUUGGAGCACCUAAUGUUGGCAAAAGCAGUCUCCUGAACAUGCUUUGCAGACGACCAGCAGCCAUUGUAUCUCCUAUCGCUGGCACAACUCGAGAUGUUGUGGAGACAGCAAUCAAUUUCACUGGCUAUCCAGUGCUGCUGAGUGAUACAGCUGGGCUAAGGGAGACAACCGAUAUUAUAGAAAAAGAAGGUGUUAAGCGAGCUCUGGACAGAGCACAAAAGGCAGAUCUUAAAGUGUUGAUGAUGGAUGCAACAAACGUCAUCAACACCAAAUCUCCUCACUCAAAAUGGUCAGAGUAUAUACUAGACCAUAUGGUCUGCCUCGGCAUUCCAGCAACCACUUUGCAAAACUUUGAUCAAAGCUCACCAAACACAGAAUACAUGAACAGUGGACAGUUUCUUGAAACAAAGAAAAGUUCAUCGCCUCCUGCACAGGACAUGCAUCCAGACCAGGAAUCUGUGUCUAGGGAGGUACUUGACCAAAGUGGGGAUGAAGAUCCAGCUUUGAACAGUGUGAUUGUUGCAAUUAACAAGAGUGAUUUGUUGUCAGAGAAAGAACGGACACUGCUACCCUCCUCCAAAGACGCUAAAUGUCCUGUUUGCAUUUUAUCCUGUAGCACGUCUGAAGGACUGGAUGCAUUUACAGCUUUGCUGGCAGAUCAAGUAAAAGAUUUGUGUGGAGAUCCUUUAGCUAGUAGCCCUACUCUCACUCAAGUUCGACAUCGUGCUCAUUUGAAACUGUGUCAUCAGCACCUGGUUAGGUACCAGUCACACGUCAGUAGCCAGAACACAGUGCUAGCUGCUGAAGCAUUGAGGCGUGCCUUGAGGGAGCUGGGCCAAAUAACUGGAACAGUGUCUGUGGAAGAUGUUUUGGAUGUAAUAUUUAAAGAUUUUUGCAUUGGGAAAUGAUUCAAAAUAUGUGUGUAUUAAAGAAUCUCAACAGGACAAACUAGGA
Pomacea canaliculata is the source of this 2020-nucleotide messenger RNA. RefSeq names its product tRNA modification GTPase GTPBP3, mitochondrial-like. The transcript is spliced from 8 exons. Gene Ontology annotation, cellular component: cytoplasm; mitochondrion. Gene Ontology annotation, molecular function: GTP binding; GTPase activity; protein binding. The coding region runs from base 325 to 1974 and encodes 549 amino acids. Gene Ontology annotation, biological process: tRNA wobble uridine modification; tRNA methylation. The record is from RefSeq and is a predicted model, not a curated record. Lineage: Eukaryota; Metazoa; Mollusca; Gastropoda; Architaenioglossa; Ampullariidae.